UGCGGGGGAAGAGAGUGGAUAUGAUCAAGGGUUCCUGCUAACAGCCUGCUGUUGUACUUAAUAUAUUUACAUCAGAUGGGACUUGAUAUGCAACCGGUUUCCCUCCUCUUCCUGUGACUAUUGGGUUCUUUAUUUAUCUAACAAGUGCAGAAAGAUGGUUUGAAGGGAACAGAGCAAACCUCCAAAGUGAAAGUGAACUGGGAACUUGAUAGUGCGUCUGUACUGGUUGAAGAGGGAAAUGAAAUUCCUCCUUCCAUGUCUGAGUCAUCUGUAAUCGAGGAACUCACACCAGCUGAUCAUCAUGAAUAACUCAUCAUUUGCCAACAACACCCCACUAUGCUACUCCAUCAACAGCCCUCCAUUCAGGCCCAUCCCCAACGCCUCGGCCUACUUCUCAUCCAUCUUCAGCGCCUUGGGUCUCACAUCAAAUUUAAUCGCCUUCGUAGUUCUACUCAAGUCCUUCCGGCGGACACACAGCCGCUCGCGCUCCUUCUUCAUGAUCUUCCUUGGUGGCCUGGUGGUUACUGACUUCAUGGGUCUUCUGGUCACCGGGUCCAUCGUGGUUUCAUACCACAUCACUCACUUUAAUUGGCGCAACUUAGAUCCAAACUGCCACUUAUGCAACUUCAUGGGUAUGUCUAUGGUCUUCUAUGGACUGUGCCCACUGAUGCUUGGUGCUGCCAUGGCCAUAGAGCGCUUCAUUGGCAUCAACCACCCAUUUGCACACUCCAGCAGCAUGCCCAAGAGCCGGACAGUGUUCAUGGUGCUGAUGGUGUGGUUGAUCGCAGGCUGCAUAGCUUUGCUGCCCCUAACAGGCAUCGGGAGCUACCACAUGCAGAUACCUGGAUCCUGGUGUUUUUUCAACAUCAGCUCUAAGGGGAAUGAUUUUGCCUUCUCCCUGAUCUUCUCUCUGCUCGGGUUGAUGAGCAUUGCUGUGUCAUUUUUGCUAAACACGGUGAGCAUUGUGACGCUAAUCAAGGUGUGCUGCGGAAAGGGUAAGAACCAGCGCCGCAGAGAUCACGAAAUAGAGAUGAUGGUUCAGCUCAUCCUCAUCAUGGUCAUCGCUUCCAACUGCUGGUGCCCCCUUCUGAUAUAUAUUCUGAGGUACGUGAAUCAGGUGACUACUGAGAUGACUGCAGAUCCUGAAAGAGAUGAAAAUGUUUUGUUCUUCAUACGAAUGGCCACCUGCAAUCAGAUAUUUGACCCCUGGAUAUACAUCAUGUGUCAAGUGUCCCCACUAAG
Molecule: messenger RNA, 1242 nt
Organism: Notothenia coriiceps (black rockcod)
Lineage: Eukaryota; Metazoa; Chordata; Actinopteri; Perciformes; Nototheniidae
Gene: tbxa2r
Product: thromboxane A2 receptor
Exons: 3
Biological process (GO): inflammatory response; positive regulation of cytosolic calcium ion concentration; adenylate cyclase-activating G protein-coupled receptor signaling pathway
Cellular component (GO): plasma membrane
Molecular function (GO): thromboxane receptor activity
Source: RefSeq, a predicted model, not a curated record